AUAUGCAAGAUUGAAGCGAAGUUAGCGAAGCACUGUGCUGCAGAUCUCCUGCCAAGAAGACGGCGCCGCCAUUUGUCGGACAUCAACGGUGUUGCCGUCGUUGUCUAUUGCAGCUCCCACUUGUUCAGUCUUGUGUGUUUUGUUUGAUAAACCAAGAGAUGGUAGUACACGAAACAAGUUAUAAAACGUCACUUUUUGAGGUUAAUUUAACAACUAAAAUUAUGUUAGUUAAUCAUGAAGCAAUCAUCUGUUUACUUCGUACUUCGUAGUCUGGUAUAGUUGGGUAGUAUCUUCUCUUCUCAUUCUUAGUGGUUCACGUACGGUAUAACAAUGUUUUUAAAAGAUUGUUGAUAAUAAUCAAUCACUGACGACAAGUUUAUGAUAAUGAAACUUUCAAAUGUGAUGUUUGACUAUCCAGUACCUUGACCACAUCAAGAAGAGAACGUAACAUUGUGAUCUAUUUAAUUUCAAAAGCAAUAUUGCUGCCAAAGUGAGAGACCACGAAACUCAAGGUUCCUAUUGGGGUAGAAUCUAUCAGUGGAUCUAAAACAUGCCUAAUUAUUUUUACUGGAGCAAUACUGUGGAAAAUUUCCUUUUUAAAGGAUGUUCUGUCAAUUCAAAUCGAGGUCUAACAGGACUUUGCUUCAUAAUAUUUGUGAUGGCGUUUAUGUUUGAAUACUUGAGAUAUAUUCAAACUAUUCACAAACAAAGGGAAUUGAAACUGAGGGUAAAGCAACUAAAACUACUAUGUCCAACAGAAAGUGCUAGUUUGCUUCAAAGGUCAAUUACAGAUCCUACUAAUCCAUUUAAUAUCACUUUAUUUGAUAAGGCCCUUUUAUUCAGCACUGAGGUAUCGCUAUGGUUGGUGCUCCAGAACUUAGGUUACUUCAUCAUGCUGAGUGUCAUGAUGUAUGAUGCUUGGUUCCUAGUAUCUGCUGUUUUGGGCGGUGGUGUCGGGUACUACGUUUUUGGACAGAGUUUCAUGAGAAUCAAUAUUCAAAACUGCCAACUGAUGCGAAGCGCGUUUUGCACGCAGAUUUGUGGUGAGCUGGCAAAAAUUCAGACUGGAAAUCCUCAAAACGUCCAACAAUAUGACCUGAUCUGAACCCUGUGUCCUUUAUCCUGCCUGGUGAUAACCUGUGCCAUGAAAUCCAUUGGUAACCUGAAUUCAUAUACUAGUUAUGACAGACCAAUACUUGAUUGAUUGUUGUUACUUGCUUAUAUUAUAGCAUGUUGAAUUAAAGAAAUCCGAAAAUACAAUGGUUCUACGUUUCAGUGGUAUGCAUACAUUAAUAGUUUACAAACUAUUUUUACUACAAACUAUGAAAUAGUACGAGGGUAACGUGAAAAGUUCGCGCAUCGACAAUGAAAAACUGCGAUUUUCGGUUAGAAAAAUGAAUAUUUUUCUAUAUAAUCCCAUUAGACUCCAAUAUUAGGAGUCUUUGGAUGGAAUUGAGUGGAAGACUAUCAGAAUAUGCAUCUUUGAUCCUCUCAACUUCUUCAUCGAAAGAAAGAAGUUUUUCCAGAUUUGGGAGUAGAAGGAAUUUUGAGACUGCCAAAUUAAGAAAAUCAUACAAUUUCCCCAUUGCUAACACACCUUUGUGAGCACGUGCGUUUAAGCCAGGCCUCUUCUCAAGAACUUAUUUAUCCAAUUGAUCAAAGAGGUUGAGAUAGUAUUCAUACGUAAUUGUUCUACCCUUUCAAGGCAAUCAAUUAACAAACUAUCUUUCAUACCCCAAAACACACUAGCAAUAAUAUUUCCUGCAGAUGCAGUCGACUUUGCUUCUUUAGCAUUGAACCACCGGAUUCUGCCCACUGCUUCACCCUGCUUUUUGUUUCUGGCAUUUAGUAGUGAACGUCUUUCAUCCAUGGUAACGAAUUGCCACAUAAAAUCGUCGGAUUCCUACUGAAUUGAUCCAAACAUUGGUGUGUUUGUUUCCGCAUUCGCUUUUGAUCGGCAUUAGCAAAUGCGGCUCAACUUACGCAGAGCUUCCGCAUCAGCAAUUGUUUGUACAUGAUGCUUCACAUCCUUUCUCCCGAUGUCUCCACGACCUCGCGUAUAAAAGAUGCAAAAAAGCGGACCAGUCGAUUUGACUGAAAAAUCAUUAUAAUUUCUCGCCUUCCUGAACAAAGGUUCUAAUGAGACCAAAGCAAUCAUAUGAUUAAUAGAAGGAUGAAGUUCGUUCGAUUUGGAAAAUAGUGAAUGUGUUGAUUAUAGUUCUCAGACCAAAUACUCGAAGAAUUGUAAUCCUUCAUAGCCAUAGGCAGGUGUCAUGUUUAUCUUGACCAUGAUGCUUAGAAGGUGGAUUGAUGAAAAUGGAAAUGCAGCAUUGUGCUCGAAGAUUGCUUGCUAGUCUACAUCGGCGGUUAAAUCAAUAAAUCAAAUGAACUCCCGUCUGGAAAACAUUUGUCAUUAAUUUGAUUUGCACUGCCGUGGCAGCCGAAAGGUGUAGUAAACAUUGAACAUAUGUGUUUUUAUUUAUUUGCCAGUGUAGGAGAUGUAUAAGUUGCAGCAACUUAAAAUAGUUUCACACAUGUGCACUUUCUCUUUUGAAAUAAACAUGAACUGUACUUUAUAGUGAGUUUUCGAAUAACUCGUGCCAAAUCUGUUUCAUCUCCGACGUAAAAAAAUAAAUUGACUUCAAAUUAAACUUGUAAGGAGCAUGAGCAAGAUCAGCACCACAUCUUCCAAUACCUUUCUACAAGGUUUUCAAUGAAAUAAUAUACUCAGUGCAACAAUUAUUCGAGAUCUACAAUGGACACAUUCACCAUUUUUGCAAUUUCGGAAAACUUCACCCCCCUAUUUCUCAGAAGCGAAUCAUAGGAUUGCUUUGGUCUCAUGAGAACUUCUCUUCAGGAACAAGUUAAAUAUAUCAUACUGAAUAUUUUAGGCAAAUCGACUGGGAGCCAUUUUCCGUAUGUUUUGUGCAGGGUCCUUUGUGUAAACAAACUACAAACAACUAUUUUUCUCCUUAGGAACCGUUAUAUAAAGUUGAUAUUUUUGAGCCAUGAACGAUUUGAAGUGAAAUGAUCAUUUUAUCACUUAAAUAAUAAAAAUCAUAAUUUUAGGUUUGUCAAGUGUUUAAACCUCAAACAUUUCGAGGACAAUUUUGGACAGUUUCAAUUUAAAGCAGUGUUAUUUAAUUGUUAAUUACGCCCUAUGGGCACGCAAGUCGGUGCUUCGUACAUAGCU
Acanthoscelides obtectus is the source of this 3193-nucleotide messenger RNA. NCBI's taxonomy places the organism in Eukaryota, Metazoa, Arthropoda, Insecta, Coleoptera, Chrysomelidae. The record is from the annotation of a GenBank genome assembly.